AUGUCGGGCGGUCUUGAAGUGAACCUUGAGUAUAUGGCUGCACAUAUCAGUGAUUUUAUUACAGAUGAAUAUUUCUUUGAAUCAUUCGAACUCGAAGACAUCAAAAAUAUCAUGAAAAAUUCAAAUUUCAAUACAAAUGAUUUCACAUUUUUGAUUGAACUGUCAUAUCAUACAAUUAAGGCACAUAAAUUAUAUCUUUGCGCAAGAAAAGCAAAUGUUUGCGUUCAAAACAUGGAAGAUGUCAUUUUAAUAUUGAAAUCAAUCAGAAAGAACAUGAAACUCCGAGUUCUUAAUAGUAUCAUUGACUAUUUAGAUCGUGAGAAAAAAUCGCUUGGAUGCCAAGAGAAAGUCCAAAAACUACAAUCUCAAAUUACUCAACUUAAUGAAAUAUAUAAUCAGAGCUUAGUUAUCCCAAGGAUUACAGAACUUAAGAAAUCUAAUGAGUUUAACGAUAUAUACAAUUUCUUGGAUCAACUUUCAUCUCUUGAAAAUAAUCAAAUGCUUUCAAGAGCAUGUGAUGAAGGGCUUUGGAAAAAGAAAGAUCCUAAAUUCUGGUAUAAUCAUUCAAUGAAUGUUCUUAAUACUGCAUGUGAAAGAGGAAAUCUCAGACUUGUCAAAUCUCUAAUUGAAUGUGGCUGCAUGUCUGAUAAUGAUGAAAUUUCUCCACUCAAUUAUGCUAUAGAAAAUGGUAAACCUGAGAUUGCCCAAUAUCUCAUUUCUGCUGGUGUUAAUAAAGAAGCAAAGAAUAAAAAUGGCGAAACACCAGUAUUUCAAGCAUUAGAAAAUGGCUAA
Messenger RNA from Trichomonas vaginalis G3, 792 nucleotides. RefSeq names its product spectrin binding. Bases 1 to 792 code for a protein of 263 amino acids. The record is from RefSeq and is a predicted model, not a curated record. The transcript has a single exon. Gene Ontology annotation, molecular function: protein binding. Lineage: Eukaryota; Parabasalia; Trichomonadida; Trichomonadidae.